This is a messenger RNA of Parathielavia appendiculata, 2838 nucleotides long. RefSeq lists its product as uncharacterized. The record is from RefSeq and is a predicted model, not a curated record. The transcript is spliced from 3 exons. Gene Ontology annotation, molecular function: protein binding; metal ion binding. NCBI's taxonomy places the organism in Eukaryota, Fungi, Ascomycota, Sordariomycetes, Sordariales, Chaetomiaceae. The coding region runs from base 1 to 2838 and encodes 945 amino acids.
AUGACGGACUCUCCCCAGCCGGCGGCAUCCUCUGGCGCAUCGCCGCCGGUGCUGGCACCCAACCUCGAGACGCAGCUCACCUGCUCGAUCUGCACCGACGUCCUCUACCAGCCCCUCACCCUCCUUGACUGCCUGCACACCUUCUGCGGCGCCUGCCUCAAGGAAUGGUUCCGCUUUCAGGCCCUCCGCGUUGAGUCCUCCCCCGGCCCCCCGCCCCCUCCCGGAACGCCCGUCUUCACCUGCCCGAGCUGCAGGGAGAGCGUGCGGGACACGAGGCACGACGCGAGAGUCUUUAGUCUGCUGGACAUGUUCUUAGCGCUGAACCCCGGCGCGGGCAAGAACGAGGCCGAGAAGAGCGAGAUGGAUUCAAGGUAUAGGCGCGGGGAGCAGGUCAUGCCGAGGGUGGAAAGGAUCGAGGGGCGGAGUGAAGAGGAAAGGAGGCUGGAUGAGGAGGAGAGGAGGAUGAUUGAGGAGGUGAGAGCUGUUAGCUUGAGGGAGGCGACGGAACGGGCGGCCGGGGGGAGGGGAGGGAGUAGUAGGGAGGAAAGUCGGGUGAGGAGUGAGAGAGACGGUGGGAGGAGGAGGAGGAGGAGCGAGUCAAGGCGGAGGGACGAGCAGCGUGAUCCGGAUCGUGCGAGGGCGCGGCAGGUCGAGCACCAGUCGUCGCUGCGGAAUCUGAUUAGCUCCGGUGGGAUGGACGCGCGGGAUAUUGAGAGGGAGAUUGAGGAGUUUGCGAGGCAGAUCCAAGAGGAGGGAUUGCUGGACGGACUGGACCUGGAUAACCUCGACCUGGAGAACAACGACGAGCUCAGCCGCAAAAUCACCGAGGCGUACAGGAGACGGCAACGCGAGAGGAGGAGGGACGGCGGGAGGAGGAGUAAUGCGAGCGCCCACUCGCACCGGUCAGAGAUUUCGGCGCGGCCGAGGUCCAGGGCAGACGAAGCUUCGUCGCGCCCCACGAGCAGGCACACGGCUCGUUCUCGCGCGCCGAGCGCGAGCGACAAUGAGGACCGAGGCCGGUAUCCGCCUUCUACUUCAGCGCAUCUUGAGGUUCAGGAAGCAUCCAGGAGGCGAAGGACGCCGAGUGGCAGUCGAAGUGCGACCCUGCCUGUUGUCCCCGCCGCGGCUGAGGUCAGAGUCGGAGGUCGCUCGCAGACAGACCUCACGUCCAGGCUAGGGACGGCCGAGUCGCAUGCGAGGAGGCCGAGUAUGGGCGUCGACGCUAGAAGCUCAAGCUCGCCCACGACGGCCACGGCUCCUGUUACCCGUGGGGAUUCCCCGGCUAACCGGGCAAUUUCCUUCAGCGCUCGAGCAGCAGCAGGUUUGGGAGUCGCGCAGUCGCAACCUGAGGCUCGCUCGAGUUCGACCAGCAGCAGACAGAGGUCGGAUUGUCCCGCAGCCCUCGACAUCCGCCCAGAGUCGCCCAUUCUCGGCUCUACCUCUACACCAACAAGUCCAGCCCUUGUAUCGCCGCCCCUUGCCUCGCCCCGACGGCAUCAGCUCCCACGAUACAAAGAACCGCUCAUCAACUGCAACACGUGCUCCAGAGAGCACAUCGAAUACGAGCUGCACUUUAACUGCUCCGUCUGCCACAACGGCGACUGGAAUAUUUGCAUGGAUUGCUGGCACCGACGCAAGGGUUGCCUGCACUGGUUUGGCUUCGGCCAAGCAGCCUGGGCCCGCUGGGAGAAGCAGAACCGCACCGGGCCUCCCAUCCCUCCUCCGCAUAUGCUCACGGCCAACCGGUACCUCCCCGCAAAAACCAUCAGGGGCGGCGCCGACGGCCGCCGCGUACUCACGACCGAGAACCCCCUCGACCGCCUGCAGAGCGGCACCUUCUGCUGCAGCUGCUCAGCCUGGACCAAUGAGUGCUACUGGCGCUGCAGCAUUUGCAAUGACGGCGAAUGGGGGUUCUGCAGCGACUGCGUGAACCAGGCCAGGUGUUGCUCCCACCCGCUGCUCGCGCUGGCGUACCGUCCCCCUUCCCCGCCGCACGCCGGAGCCAACAACACCGCGACAACAGCAUCAGGAGCGGGGACGACGAUACCAAUUGGCAACUUCCACCCCUUAACCCCCAACCCCUGCUGCUCGCACUGCCGCAUCCCUAUCCCAUUAUCCUCCUCCCACUACCACUGCUCCACCUGCCCUCCACCCCUCCCCCAGCCAGACAUCUCCCUACCGGGAGGCUAUAAUCUGUGCGAUAGCUGCUACACCACCUUCGUCUCAGAUGGCUCCAUCAGCUAUGAAAACGGCCCUAGCGGAUGGCGGCGGUGUCCGCAGGGCCACAGGAUGGUGAUAGUUGGCUUUGCGCCCGACGACAGUACUAAAAACCCCAACGUCAACGAGAUCGACAGCAGGAGGACACGCGGCGGCACGGGCUAUCUCAGGCGAAAGGUUGUCCGGGAUCUCGUGGGCGGGCGCAGGUUGAGGUUCGACGAGUAUAAGCCGCCAGCGCCACAUCAUCCACCACAACAACAUCAACCGCAACAGAGCCAGGGACGAGACGGGGUGCAGGUGCAGUUGUGCUGGUGGCUGGAGGAAGGGACUGGGCGGAGGAUGGAAAGGUUGUUUCCGAACGACGUGGGCGUGUCCACGGCUGUGAUGGGCGGUGACGGGGGAAGGUUUACAAAAACUUUUCCGCCUGAUGGAGGCACUGGACACAGGGCGGUGGCCGGGUGGGGGUGGAUUCCUGCUGCUAGUGUUGAGGAUGAGUUGAUGUUUCCCAAAGGCGCCGAGGUGCUUGAGGUGGAGGAUGUCAAUGGGGAGUGGUUCCAUGGAUUCUAUAUGGGUGCGCAAGGGCUGUUUCCGGCGCCGUAUGUGCGGCUUGUGGGGAGAUGA